UUUGACAGGCUUGAGAGCCUUACCGGAAUGCACGAGCUGCAGAGAAAGUGAACGAACCGACACAGAAAGAUGCAGGCGGACGAAAUGGAGGUACCUAUCAUUAAUAACAUUAACAAUAACUGCAACAAGCAAAGGCCUCUGCCGAAUGGGAGAGAUGUGUUCAAGAAUCUGCUGAAGGAUUGGGAGAGCUCCAUGGAGUCCCCUAACCUGGAGUUUGAGUAUGGGGACACAGACAGCCUGACUGCUGAACUCUCAGAGAUAUACAGUUACACGGAGGAGCCCGAGUUCGCCCUCAACAGGGACUACUUUGAGGAGGACUUCAGGAGCCAUGUGCGGGGGAGGAGGUGGAUUGAGCUGGGUCAGGAGCAGCAGAGGGCCUAUGUGAUGAGACUACUAGAUGCUCUGGAGGUCACUGACCGGGACAAAAGGCUGAAGGUGGCCCGGGCCAUCCUCUACCUGGCACAGGGGGUGUUUGAUGAGUGUGACACGGACACGGACGUGAUCCACUGGUCUCGCCACAACGUGUUCCUGCUGUAUGACAUGGGCGUCUUCACCGCUCUCCUGGAGCUGCUGAGCAUGGAGAUGGAUAACAACCAAGCCUGCAGCAGUGCAGUGAGGAAACCUGCCAUCUCUCUGGCGGACAGCACAGAACUCAGGGUCUUGCUAAGCAUCAUGUACCUGAUGGUGGAGACCAUCCGUCUGCAGACAGAGGACGACAGGCCAGAGUGGAGAACUGCCAGAGAGGCCUUCAAGACUGAACUGGGUUCUCCUCUGUACAAUGGAGAGCCAUUUUCCCUGUUGCUCUUCACCAUGGUGACCAAGUUCUGCAGUAUGAACGCUCCACACUUCCCCAUGAAGAAGGUCCUGCUGCUGCUCUGGAAGACCAUCCUGUUCACCAUGGGGGGCUUCGAGGAGCUCCAGGAGAUGAAGGUUCGAGGGAGAGAGAGGCUGAGCCUGCCCCCCCUGCCUGAGGACAGCAUCAAGGUGAUCCGGAGCAUGAGAGCAGCCUCUCCUCCAGCCUCGGCAAUGGAGCUCAUCGAACAGCAACAGCAGGCCAAGAGAGGACGCCGCAGCCGCAGGAGUGCCUUUGUUGAUAGCUUGGAAGGAGACAGUCCCUUUCCCAAGAAGCAGCCCCUGGUAAAGCAGGACAGCCUAGACACGUACAACGAGCGAGACCCCUUUAAGAACGACGACGCACGCGACGAGGAGGAGGAUGGCGAGGAAGCCGACAGUGGCAUCGAGGGCGAGGUGGACCCCCUGGACCGUGAUGUCAUCAUCCAGCCGCCACCCCCACCGCCCCCGCUCAGACCCCCCACUGAGAGAGCGUCCCUCCCCAAGGGUCUGCCCUGGGCCCCCAAAGUCAGGGAGAAAGACAUCGAGCACUUCCUGGAGACCAGCAGGAACAAGUUCAUCGGCUUCACUCUGGGAAAUGACACAGAGACACUGGUCGGUCUUCCUAGGCCCAUACACGAGAGUGUCAAGACCCUCAAACAGCACAAAUAUGUCUCUAUAGCUGAGAUGCAGAUCAAGAGGGAAGAGGAGCUUCAACAGUGCCCCAUGACCCUGGGAGAAGAGGAUGUGGAUGAGACCCCAACAGAGAUCCUGUAUCUGGGAAUGCUUCCUAACCUGUCUCAGUAUGUGAUUGCCCUUCUGAAGCUGCUGCUGGCUGCAGCACCUACCUCCAAGGCCAAGACGGACUCCAUCAAUAUACUGGCUGAUGUGCUGCCAGAGGAGAUGCCAAUCACGGUCCUCCAGAGCAUGAAGCUGGGUAUUGACGUGAACAGACACAAGGAGAUCAUUGUCAAGGCCAUCUCUGCACUUCUGCUGCUGCUGCUCAAGCACCUGAAACUCAAUCACAUCUACCAAUUUGAGAUUGUCUCCCAACACCUGGUGUUUGCUAACUGCAUCCCACUCAUCCUCAAGUUCUUCAACCAGAACAUCAUGUCUUACAUCAGUGCCAAAAACAGUAUAUGUGUGCUGGACUUCCCUCACUGUGUGGUCCACGAGAUGCCUGAGCUCACGGCUGAGAGCUUGGAAGCUGGAGACAGUAAUCAGUUCUGCUGGCGUAAUCUCUUCUCCUGCAUCAACCUGCUGAGGAUCCUCAACAAGCUGACUAAGUGGAAACACUCCAGGACCAUGAUGCUGGUGGUGUUCAAGUCUGCUCCCAUCCUGAAGAGGGCGCUGAAGGUCAAACAGGCCAUGAUGCAGCUGUAUGUCCUCAAGCUGCUCAAGAUCCAGACCAAGUACCUGGGCCGCCAGUGGAGGAAGAGCAACAUGAAGACCAUGUCAGCCAUCUACCAGAAAGUACGACACAGGCUCAAUGACGACUGGGCCUAUGGCAACGAUAUCGACGCGCGGCCGUGGGACUUCCAGGCGGAGGAGUGCGCCCUGAGGGAGAGCAUCGAGAAGUUCAACAGCCGUCGCUACGACAAGAACCAGAACGGCGAGUUCGCCCCGGUGGACAACUGCCUGCAAAGCGUUCUGGGCCAGCGUGUUGAGCUGCCGGAGGAUUUCCACUACAGCUAUGAAAUGUGGCUGGAGAGAGAGGUGUUUUCACAGCCUAUCCAAUGGGAGGGUCUACUACAACAGGCCCAAUGAGCGGGGAGGACACGCAUACCAGGGACACAAGCCUACGACUACUGUGAUCUUCAUGUAAAUAUGUGGCAGAAAUAGAACAUCAGUUUGUAGUCACCUGUAGCCAUGCAGAAAUUGUACAGUAACGGUAUAGACAGUAAUAACGAUGUCAUGGCAACUUGGCAGGAGCAGGCUCUUACAGUACAAGCUAUGUGGAAUACUGUCACUAUUCUGUCAGUCACAACAUCCAAUCCAACCACUAUGUCCAAACCACCAGUUCAUUUUUAUUCUCUCACUCAAUUUGAUUCGCUUCUGUGCUUUGUGGAAUAAUUCAUUUUAAAACCAUGGCAUGUCCUUUCUUUAAAUGAAUGAAGUACUGACACUGUUCUUAGUUUAUGUUGUAAUGUUUUGCAUGUGUAUUUAUUCAUGAUCACAGCCAUUAUGUUUUAGUUCGUAAAUCUCAUAGGUGCAGAUGAUAUUGUGGCUGAUCUAUAUAUUUCUAGACAAAAGGGCAUUUUUGGAAAGAUAGUACUGCGUAUUAACAGGCUAACAAUUGAUUGAUUGUUUUCAAUUAAAAUAGUUAAACGUAUACAAAAAUAGCUUCUUAGCAAAGAGCAAUUUCUCAAGCAAGAAUUUUGCUUGGACUGUCUGGGAGUGGUCUGAGUAGGGAGGGGAAAAGUAGCUGUUAUUGGCAGACAGGUUUUGAACUCUUUUAUCGUUCUAUUAACUCAUUUCCCCCGCCUGCGGAUGUCGCUAGGCAGACCAAAACUCCAUCCCAAAGAAACAGGAAGAAACAGCACUUACAUUUAAAGGGGCAUUAUCAUCAUUUUCACAGUAUUAUUCCAACCUCGUAGUGUGGAAAUGUGUAUAAACCACAGGAUAAUCACAUUUUUGACUGCACUGAGCUUCAAGGGAGAAUUGAACCACAUUUCCCCUUUCUAGGUUAAUCGUAUUUUAAUUUAUGUAAUCACACAGAUAUUCCUAUAAGUCAUUGAUCAUCAACUAGACGCGGGAUGUUUUUUUUCUUGAGCGGAUGGUCAAGGGGCCGAAACAACAUAAUUGCAAAUCAUUUGUAUACAUAAAAUUGACUGCAAAAACCUCAAACACAUAUAGGAUUUGACAAAGAUAAUAACUUCCAAACUUGCUUACAUUUGUAUGCGAUCCUGUCUCUCUAUUAUGCGUGGGAAUACUUGGGAACAGAUUUCCACAAUUAAAAUCACAUGGAGCUGAUUUCCUGGUGUUUAAAAAUGUUUAACAUUUUUUUUUCAUGUCCAACAAUGAGAAAAAAUCAAAUCACCCGCGGGCCAAAUUCGACCCACGGGCCCGCCUGUAAGUAAUACGUGGUAGUUAAUUUAUGUUUAUAAAGGUCUGUGAAUCCUUUGGCCAGGUGGCGAGAAAGGAACGGAUAAGGACACAGGAAAACCUUUUUGAGGCUGAUCUGAAGGGUUUGACCAGGGAUUGGGAGGCUUGAGGGGGGUUCAUCGGCCCAACGUGGGAAGGCUGUCUCUGGAUAAGUCGAGGGCAGUGUCCCUGACUCCCUCUGGGAACCCGGCGAGUCCUGUGGGCUUCACUCUCUGUCCUCCCAAAGGUGUCAUGGCUGUCUUGGUUUAGCCCUCAAUCCAGCUCCCCACAGCAGCUAACCUUGAAUAACAGCUGAAGGGAUACACCUGUCCUCGUAAGGCUGAUCUCCCUCGCUGAAUACACAGUAGUUGUCACACAACGGUGCUGAUUUUUUACGAGAUCUGUUAUCUAGUCAAUUUCUUUCAUUGUAAAAGCAGAACUACCGUGGGCUGUCAAGGCCAUUCAGUAUUCUCCGAAUGUUCUGUAACUUUCUCUUAAGGUUAUGGAACAUUCUCUGAUGACACAAGCACAUAAGACAUGAUCCUUUUUCAUAUUAUCUAGUGUAGUCUUUAGUGUUUCUCUCCGGGGAAUUUGUGUAGGCGGCCGAGAUGUACUUGGUUGUAUUAUAUUUGUAUUGAACGAUGACUGUGUAACUGUGUUGUGCUUCUUUGUGGAAUCUAAGUGUGCAUGGCUGCAGUUUUAUAUUUCUGUUUGAAUAUGUCAUAUUUAAAACUGUAUUCUGGAAUUUUAUACAAUAUUUCGAAAUGUGACUUUUGUUGAAAUUCCGUUUUUAGAACACAAAUUCAAAAUGUACUCUCACCCAUGAUUUGGUAUACGUAGGGUGUUUUGGUAAAUGUCUAUCGAGUCAGCACCAUGUCUCAAAAGACAUGUCAUGUUUGUCCCACACAGGUGAAGACAAAGUCAUUUGACUUUCUGAGUUUUCUUGAAUGCAAAAGCUUUCAAAAAUAACUGCUUAUCUUGAGGAUUCUCAGGUUCAGAAUGUACAAUAAUUGUAAAGAUCAACAACUAUGGCUUCCUCCUCACUACCUAUACAGUAUGUAAGUACGAGUGGAACUGGUGGAAUAGCAAUAACAUGAUCCAAUCACAAUCUAAGCAUUGAAAAGUAGUCUAUACUUUGAUUGGCACAUGCAGUAACCUAACACAAUGUUGAUCAUUUCUUUAGACUUGUUGCAGUUACUCCUGACUUUGUUUCAGAAACCCUAACCUUGUGCCAAAGUAAUGAGUGCCAGUUUUUGAUUAUAAAUGAAUGCCUUACUCAGAGCACCUCUCAUUCGAAACAAUGCAAUAUCUCUUUUUCUACAUAAAAUCACUGGAAAUACUCUACAGUACAUGUAUGUAUGAGUUCUGGCAGUUGGAGGAUGUGUUCCUAGAUGUGUUUUACAGUGUUUGGAUAUUGCUAUUUGUGUGUUUUUUUUGUUCAUAAUUAUAGGACAGUGUAAAAAUAAUAAUAUUGAUUUUGUUCAGGGGUAUGUGCAAUGACUGUCCUGUACAGCAGCAUUAUUCCGUUGAAAGACAUCAGAGUUGAAACUUGUAAGAUAAUUCUGUCCUUCGUUAUACUGUAUUUUCUAAAUAAAGAGAUCAAUGGUUUUAAUUAGUA
Molecule: messenger RNA, 5533 nt
Organism: Oncorhynchus nerka (sockeye salmon)
Lineage: Eukaryota; Metazoa; Chordata; Actinopteri; Salmoniformes; Salmonidae
Product: striatin-interacting protein 1 homolog
Exons: 22
Coding region: 70-2598 (842 amino acids)
Biological process (GO): cytoskeleton organization
Cellular component (GO): cytosol
Source: RefSeq, a predicted model, not a curated record